This is a messenger RNA of Sebastes umbrosus (honeycomb rockfish), 7542 nucleotides long. It is a transcript of the gene cntnap1, whose product is annotated as contactin associated protein 1. The coding region runs from base 539 to 4465 and encodes 1308 amino acids. Lineage: Eukaryota; Metazoa; Chordata; Actinopteri; Perciformes; Sebastidae. The transcript has 24 exons. The record is from RefSeq and is a predicted model, not a curated record.
GAAGAGAAGAGGAAUACAUCUUUAAUGCGUUGGUGAUGUGAUCCACAUCCCAGAUGGAACAUUUUUGACCAGACUUAUUUGGAGAUUGGAGAAAACUUAAUAUUAUUCGUCAUUGUUUUGGAAAAACACCAUCACUCUGCUGUGGACUGAAAAAGUUUUUUUCCCCCAUCCUCCCAUCACAGCCUCCUCCUGCAUCCAGACUCCAGACGCACAGGAAUCCCAUCACCUGGCCUAUACAAAACUGCUACUUUACACAUAUGCAGACUUACAUCCGGAGCCACACCAUUACAUGACGGCCAUGUGAAUUAAACAUUUUAUACGUUAAAGAAGAAGUGCGCGCUCUCGUCGAAGCGCAGCAUCAGCACCAGCAUCCGAUGCGCGUCCCCGCCCCGGUAGAGGCUGCCCGAGAUCCCGGGAAGAGGAGUUGGAGCUGCGCGAGUUAAAGUUGGGCUAAAAGGGGGGUGAGAGAGGAUGCUGCGGAACAAUCUACCAUCCAAUUAACAUAAGCCUGUGCGGAGAAACGCGUCCUAAGUGAAGGAUGACUUGCAAAAUACUGAGCAUAUGCCUCUUAUUUUUGGGUUUUCAACAUUGCUCAUCACGAGAAUGUGUUGAUCCGCUGGUGUCCGGGCUCUACGCCUCCUCCUUCCUCGCCUCCUCAAGAUAUAACUUUCUUUACUCGGCUAAUUUUGCCAAAUUGUACGGCAGCAGUGGCUGGUCCCCAUCCCCCAGGGACAGACAGCCAUGGCUGCAGGUUAACCUGGGCAGGAAGUAUCGUCUGGUGGCCAUCGCCACCCAGGGGACCUUCAACUCAUAUGACUGGAUCACCAAGUACAAACUGCUCUAUGGCGACCGACCGGACUCCUGGACACCGUACAUCCAGAUGGGAGGAAACUCUACGCUGCCUGCGAACUGGAAUUAUUAUCAGAUCAAGAGGAAUGUCUUCCAUUACGCCUUUACUGCUAAACACAUUCGACUGCUGCCUCUGGCGUGGAACACAGAGAACGGAGGGAAGAUCGGCGUGAGGCUGGAGCUGUUUGGCUGCUCUUAUGAUUCCUAUGUGCUACAGUACAACGGGGACGACUCAUUGGCCUACAUGUACCCAGAAAAGAGAUCCCGUACACAACACGACCACAUUGCCAUAAACUUCAAGACUCUGGAGCAGGAUGGUCUGCUGUUACACAGCGAGGGGAUUCAAGGAGACCUCUUAACCUUGGAGCUGAAGAGAGGCCGUCUUUACCUGCACAUCAGCUUAGGAAGCAGUGUAGUACACAAAAUAGAUGGUCGAACUACACUGACUGCUGGCAGCCUUCUCGAUGACCUACACUGGCACUAUGUCACUAUCAUACGCUCCGGUCGGCAGGUGAACUUCACAGUGGACAGUCACGCAGUCACAGCCAUCUGUAAAGGAGAGUUUACACACCUGGAUCUGGAUACACAGUUAUAUGUAGGAGGUGUCAUAGAGAAAAAUGUGCCUCAUCUGCCCACUACACCAAAUUUCCGUGGCUGCCUGGAGAACGUCUUCAUCAAUGAUGUCAACAUCAUCUACAAGGCUAAGAGAGAAGAAGAUGACAUACGCAUCCCACGAAAGAAAAAGAUGCAAUAUUUCUGCAGGGACAUUCUGCUCAAACCGAUGACUUUUGCCGGACCCAACAACUACCUGCAGGUGCCGGGCUUCUUCAGGAGGCCUCGUAUGUUUGUCAAGUUUAAGUUCCGCUCGUGGGACUACACAGGGCUGCUAAUGUUCACACGGUUUGCCGAUGACCUGGGUGCCCUUGAGCUGGGCCUAAGCGAGGGACAGAUCAACGUCACUAUAUUCCAGCCUGGGAAGAAGAAACUCCAGUUUGCUGCAGGCUAUAGGCUCAAUGAUGGUUACUGGCAUACGGUGGAUUUGGCAGCCAGAGACAACCUGCUGACCCUCACAAUUGAUGAGGAGGAGAGCUCUCCACUAAAGAUCACCAACCCUUUCACAAUUCGGACGGGAGACCGCUACUUUUUUGGAGGUUGUCCGAAAACCAACAACACAAUAAGAAAGUGUGAGACCAAGCUGAACCGCUUCCACGGCUGCAUGCAGCACAUCUUCAUAGACAAUGAACAGCUUGAUAUCGACAUUAUUCUGCAACGACAGUGGGGGCGCUAUGCUGAGCUGUUGUUGGGCACCUGUGGCAUCACUGACAGAUGUAGACCAAAUCCAUGCGAACAUGAAGGCAGAUGUAUCCAGUCCUGGGAUGACUUCAUCUGUCUGUGCGAGAACACAGGCUAUAAAGGAGAAGUGUGUCACAUGUCGGUUUAUAAAGAGUCAUGCGAGGCCUACAGGCUCAGUGGCAAGUAUUGGUCUGGAAACUACACCAUCGAUCCUGAUCUCAGCGGACCGCUGAAGCCAUUUGAAGUGUACUGCAAAAUGAAGUCAUAUAAAGCUUGGACAGUGAUUUUGCAUGACCGCGUGGAUGGUACCAAGGUGACUGGGAGUACAAUAGACCGGCCGUAUAUAGGAAAUGUCAACUACUGGAACGCCUCCUGGGAUGAAGUCACUGCUCUCGCCAACACCUCCAUGUACUGUGAGCAGUGGAUCGACUACUCCUGCUACAAGUCCCGCCUGCUCAACACCCCCAAUGGACGACCUUUUGGUUACUGGAUUGGUCGUAACAACGAGAGUCACUAUUACUGGGGUGGAACAUUCAGAGAGGUCCAAAAGUGCGGUUGCGCUAUCAACCAAACCUGCACCGAUCCCAAGUUUCAAUGCAACUGUGAUGCUGACUAUAGACAAUGGUACUCAGAUAAGGGCUACCUGGACUUUAGAGACCAUCUGCCUGUGAGGAAGGUGGUAGUUGGGGACACCAACAGGACCGGCUCAGAAGCACAAUUCACCGUCGGGCCCCUCCGCUGCCAUGGCGACAGAAACAUCUGGAACACCAUCGCCUUCACCAAGCCCACCUACAUAACCUUCCCGACCUUCAGGCCUGGCACCAGCGCUGACAUCUCCUUCCACUUCAAAACCUAUCGUGACCACGGCGUCUUCUUGGAGAAUUCUGAUGACCAGCUUCGAAACUUCAUACGGGUAGAGCUGAACACCACCCAUAACCUUAUGAUGGUAUUCAUGGUUGGCGACGGCAUCGUUAACGUGACACUACACUCCCCUGUGGCACUCAAUGACAACGAGUGGCACUUUGUUCAGGCUGAGCUUAAUGUGAAGCUGGCUCGCAUCAAGGUUGAUUAUCAGCCUUGGGCUGUCACACGUUUUCCGGGUCAGACUUUUGUCACCAUGAAGUUUACGCAUCCUAUUUUAGUAGGUGCAGCCAACCGCACCCUGAGACCUUUCUUGGGGUGUCUUCGAGGCUUGCGGAUGAACGGUGUUCCGAUUGAUCUCGAGUCAAAGGUAAAUGAACAACAGGGUAUAAGGAGGAACUGUACUGGAGAGUGUCUUAACGCUACCAUACCGUGUCGAAACGACGGCCAGUGUAUGGAGGGCUACGCUUCCUACACUUGUGACUGUAACAACACAGCUUUUGAUGGUUUCUACUGCCAUAAAGACAUCGGAGCCUACUUUGAGAUUGGCUCGUGGCUGAGAUAUGACAUACGAAAGAAGCCCAUAUCAGAUGAAGCUGCAUGGGCCAACUGGAUCGACCCGCAUUAUGACAACUUCAGCCUCGGCUACAAUGACACAGCAGACGACAUAGAGUUCAGUUUCAGCACCGUUUACACGCCAGCUGUGCUGCUCUACAUCAGCUCCUUCGUUCAAGACUAUAUCGCUAUCAUCCUCAGGACUGAUGGCAGUGUAGAUCUGAGGUAUAAGCUGGGGCUCAUAACACACAAGUACCAGCUGACUAACCGAAACCUGGCAGAUGGAUACCCCCACUAUGUCAACAUAACCAGACACAACAGAACCAUCAAAACACAGGUGGAUUACAUGGAGCCCAUAGUGGAAAAAAUAACCUUAGUGGAGGACGCCAGGUUUGACUCUCCAAAGUCCAUGUUCAUGGGCAGAGUGAUGGAGGUUGGUGACAUUGACUAUGAGAUCCAGAGGCACAACGCUCCAGGCUUCAUAGGCUGCAUAUCUGGGGUGAGAUACAACGUGUACGCACCUUUAAAGGCCUUCUUCCGUCCAAAUGAAACAGACCCUCCGGUAACCACAACAGGCUACGUCUCCGAGUCCAACUGUGGCGCCUUCCCUCCUAUCCUGGGUUAUGUACCAUGGGAGGUAGACCCCUGGUUUACCACCAUAGAGUAUAUUUAUAUCCAUGAUGACCUGGGCCUGUUUUGGAUAACAGUCAUUGUCAUCCUGGCUCUGCUGCUGCUCUUCGGAGGCCUGUACAGCAUCUACGUCUACGCGUACCAGCAGAAGGGCAGCUACCGCACCAACGAACCCAAGAACCUGGAGUCCCCCAGCAGCUCUAGGCCGCUGACCGAGACCCUGAGGAGAGAAAAGAAGAACCUCCCGGAGAUUGACGAGGCGUUCACGAGCGACUAGCAUCACAGGACCUUUGGGGAAGCGGGUGGGGUUUGACUGCGGGUUGGGGAGAGGGAAAUAACACUUACAACAACCACAGAUACCUGUAUUAAGUUUUCUAAUUCUUUUUUUUUUUUUUUUUACAUCUUGGUUUGUGUUCCUUUCCCCGGGUUGAGUGGGAUCAGACGCCUGGUGCUCUACAUAUUUUGGUUAAAAGGGUUAAAAGUUCACAUCAAGUCCCAUGCUGCGUGAGUAGCCAACAAGUCUCACACUGUAUUACAGGGUGAAAUACUGAAGUGCCUCAUCUGAGCAAGCUUGAUCUGAAGUAACAUUAUAGCUUAUUCAGAUAGGGUUUAGAUUAUGUGGGGUCAGGAUUUUAAGGGAUGUUUAGUUACAGUCAGAACAUCAGUUUAAUGUUUUCUAACCCUUUUAUUGAUUUUUUUUCCUGAGCCAUUUUUGAGACCGAUUAAAGCUACCAAUAUCUUACUGUAUAGAUGUAUUGCCAUCUAAGAUAUACCUUUCGAUGACAAUCUCUCAUGGAGCCAUUUUUGACAGUUUAUAAUCCGUGAACACAUCUGGGAACUAGUAAACUAACAAAAAUCCAGGUUUUCAUGAAUAAAAACAACAGAAGAGAGAACAAGCAUGGAGCCUUGAGAUGAGAUAAGCUUUGAGAUAAUACAUAUAAAGGUCGUAAAAGGUAUAUACGCUUCUAUUUGUUGUAUUGCAGCCUAUAACAGUGCAUUACCUAUACAGAAUGGCACAUGUAAGCGGUUCAGAAUUGCCAUUGUGUCAAUAGAUAGCAGCUUUGCCGAUCGCAGUAUGCUCAGAUUCCUAAACACAUUCUUCGGAGAUGAGAGUGUGAUGAUAUGAACAUAUUCCUCUGGGUGUGAGAGCUAACAGGCUGUUGGUGCUCUGCAGAAUCAAAACAAACGUUGAGGUGAUGAAGCUCGCCAGGGACAGGGUGACCUAAAUAUCCAAGAUGUCAUUCUUUCUGGUUGCUUAUAUUAUGGUCAAGCUGCCAAUAGCUCGGUGCUAUAGAGAGUUUGACUUAUCUCUAUAUAACAAUAGUAUCACAACUCACAAUCCUUUCAGCCCCAAUAAUAAGCAUCCUUCAGGAAGCAGCUGCUCCCUGUGGCCACGUGGAGAAGCAUACAUAUAAACACACAGUCACAUAUGUACAGAGGACCACAAGAGUGUAAAUGCUAAUCUUUUACUUCCAUACUGCUUGAAUAUUUUUGCAUAGGACAGCCACGCUGCCAUCGCUGCUGCUGCUGCUUGUUUAGCUGCUUUCAGUGGAAAGUCAAAAACUCUACCUAUAAUAGUCUAAUGAAAUUUUCUUCUCUGGCAGAUGAAAUUUCGUUUGAUGUGUGGUGCAACCAAAGCUUCCGGCUAUCAUCACUCACCGCAGCUCUUCUCAAUACUAAGGCACUAUUGUGUAUGUGAAAAAAAAAAUGGGAAAAAACAUUUGUAACAUAUCAGUUAUGCAUUUGUAGAGCAUGGCCGCACUUUGCAGCAACAUGCAAUAAUACGAGCUUCUUUCAGCCACCAAUGAUGUUUAAUUUGCAGAUAGCAAGUAGGAUGUAAUGAGUGUAUACGUGAAUAUAUGAAUAAUGUGUUAAGCGACUUUUAUAUUCCUGUGGUUUAUACAAAACAAAACAGUUCAACGGAGUGCUUUGAAUGUAAAUCCUCAGACUGUGUAAUGUAUGAGCGGACGCUGCAGUGAAGUUUUCGUUGUAGGCUGCUCAGCACUGAAAGUAAACUUAUUCAUGGUAGCUUUUUGGAACGCUCAGGAUAAAGAAAGUGCAGUACUUGUUCUCUGUAGCACUAAUACACCUCCAAAAAACUCAACAUUGUUGGUUUCUUCCGUUACAGACGGGCAGGACUGUGCUGAAAUUGUGCAGGGAAAGGAUGUAAAAAAAAAAAUGCAAUUACUAUAAAGGCACGACUUGCUAACGAUGUAUGAAAAUGUAUAGAUUCGGCCAAAGCUGGCAUUAAAAGGUUAUAUUUUUGCUGUGAUGAGAUGAAUGAUACUGAAGCGGAGUGAAACAGUUGGUUUGUGACAAAGAAUAGUGUGUUUUUGUUAAAAGGACAAUCACCACUCAAAGUUCAUAUUCGGCGCAAGCCAACAAACUUGGGUCAAAUAUGCUUUGUUGCCUAUUAGGAAAAGUCGACUUAUGUGUUCUAUAAAUGUAUACACCUCACUGUAUUCACCGGUAAAUGGGCUAUAAACAAUCAGCCUAGCCGUGUCACUCACUAGUUAAUCAUGCGUGGUCCCUGGAGCGUGUGUGUGUGUGUAUGUGUGACUGACUGGAUGUUUAGAUGUUUGUGUAUUCAUAGUAUGCCCACCAAGAUGUUAAAUAAUAACUCUCAUUAAAAAAACAAACGUGCACUGAUGCCAAUUCACUUAUUGUAGUGCACCAACAGUAGUACAGACAGAAGUAAGGCCCCUGGAUGUAACUCAGAGUGGCUCCUCCGUGUUUGGCUUCAGAUGUUUGUACAUUACAAUCUGUGCUGAACUGAUCCUGAAGGGUGUGAAUAAAGGGGAUUAAGAUAAAAUGGCCAGUAGAGGGAGUAGGUCAGAGGGAUGUUAACUCAGACAGGGUAUCUGCUGAUUUCACCAAAUGUGCAACAUUUACUGUAAUUCCUCCUGGAAUUAAACCUGAGAUCAAGAAUUAAAACAAAAAAAUAAAACAUAAAGGGGCAUAAAGUUAAAUUAGGGUUGGUAAAAAGUCAUGAUUUUCUUUGUAAAUCUAGUCUGAGCUCUAUUAACACUUAUAGAGAGAUUUAAGACUUUUUCUUACUCUAUAUGAAUCUGCAGAUCCCCUGUCAACAGUGAUAAUAUGUAUUAAAUAGAGACAAUAAAGCACCAGAGUGAGCAGCAGGCAGGUUAGAGUCACUUCUCUGCACCAUCAAACCGAAUCCUUCUGCAACAGGUACCAGGAAUGAUCAUUACAGUUGUGUUUGUGAUCACACUGGAGUUUUUUCUGUUCUUCAGUCCGCUCGAUUUUGUUUUGUAAUACUUUCACUGUAAAUGACCAUUACUGUGUAAAUCCAGGCGAAGCCAAACCGUCACCUCAAUAAAAGAAGCUUGAAGGAAA